Messenger RNA from Zymoseptoria tritici IPO323, 838 nucleotides. RefSeq names its product 60S ribosomal protein L15. The coding region runs from base 53 to 664 and encodes 203 amino acids. NCBI's taxonomy places the organism in Eukaryota, Fungi, Ascomycota, Dothideomycetes, Mycosphaerellales, Mycosphaerellaceae. The record is from RefSeq and is a predicted model, not a curated record. Gene Ontology annotation, cellular component: cytosolic large ribosomal subunit; ribosome. Gene Ontology annotation, molecular function: RNA binding; structural constituent of ribosome. The transcript is spliced from 4 exons. Gene Ontology annotation, biological process: cytoplasmic translation.
CCAGGACGGCCAUAACGAAUCAACCACCGACCACCGCCCACCAAUCGACAAAAUGGGUGCCCACAAGUAUCUCGAGGAGCUUCAGAAGAAGAAGCAGAGCGAUGUCAUGCGCUUCUUGCUCCGCGUGCGCUGCUGGGAGCUCCGUCAACUGAACGUUGUCCACCGCGCCUCUCGCCCAUCUCGCCCGGACAAGGCCCGCCGCCUGGGAUACAAGGCCAAGCAGGGCUAUGUCAUCUACCGCGUGCGCGUCCGCCGUGGAGGUCGCAAGCGGCCAGUGCCCAAGGGUGCCACCUACGGCAAGCCUACCAACCAGGGUGUGAACCAGCUCAAGUACCAGCGAUCUCUCAAGGCCACCGCCGAGGAGCGUGUCGGUCGCCGCUGCGCCAACUUGCGUGUCCUGAACAGCUACUGGAUCAACCAGGACUCCACCUACAAGUACUACGAGGUCAUCCUCGUUGACCCACAGCACAAGGCUAUCCGCCGCGAUGCCCGCAUCAACUGGAUCGUGAACCCAGUGCACAAGCACCGUGAGAUGCGUGGCCUCACUGCCACCGGCAAGAAGAGCAGAGGUCUCAACAAGGGUCACCGCUACAACAACACCAAGGCUGGCCGCAGACACACCUGGAAGAGGCAGAACACCCUCUCGCUCUGGCGCUACAGAUAGAGGGUUGGCUGAAUUGGGAGCGUUUCUAGUACUGGCAGCACUGCUGCACGGUCUGUUUGCAGGAGUUGCAGGGAACUGGGAGCGACGUCUCGAAAAGGAACAUUCGAUCCGCGUUGGCAUGUGCAGGCAGGCUAGUCUGCUGUGCAACGCACAAAAUGAAAGCAUUCCAAAUCU